Molecule: messenger RNA, 4171 nt
Organism: Salvelinus fontinalis (brook trout)
Lineage: Eukaryota; Metazoa; Chordata; Actinopteri; Salmoniformes; Salmonidae
Exons: 6
Coding region: 489-3002 (837 amino acids)
Cellular component (GO): nucleus; cytosol
Molecular function (GO): calcium-dependent protein binding
Source: RefSeq, a predicted model, not a curated record
GAGCCAGUCUACCUCAAAGUAACACACGGUCCUUAGGCUAACUGUAACGUUCGGCUCCUUAAGAGUACAUCUUGGGUUAGGACAGGGUCUGAAGUGCAUCUAUAACUGGAGAAGCUUCAUAGGGUGGUGCGGCAUGCUCCAGGUCAUCAGACUGGGCCCAGAGUAUGUGAGCGGUGUGAGGAAUUGCGGGUGCCCAAUUUGACUGAAGCGUGGAGCAAGUUACCCAAAGGCUUUUUUCAUAAUAUUUUCAUAAAGAAACGGACAAAACACACAGGUGCAAAAUCAAUUUGAUUUAUAAAGAGCAAGAGAGGGAGUGCGGUGACGUAGUGUCCACAACUAAAGAGUCAUUGUGGAAUCUGAGAAGACACGCCUCCCGAAACAUGAUGGUGUACUACAUGCUAACAGAAAGGAACGAGGAAACGUUCUAGAAGAGUUCCUGAUCCUGGUAUCUGUUUAGCCCCAGCUGGUUGACCACUGUAUCAGGGGCAAUGGAGAGGCCUAACCAGCCUCUGAAGACAAUAUUUCAUAGGCUAAGUAGUGUACAACCAAGAGGAGAUAAUAAGAGUUUUGGGCACUUGAGACCGCUCUCUGUUUAUUCUAGAAUGAUAACUUGUGAAAACGGUAGGGUUAGUCCUAGCGGCACUAACCAGUCAUGGAAUUCAUCCAAUCCAUUCUGCAACUUGAAAAUAGAGAUUGUGAACAGCAAUGCCCCUACAAGACACAAGAGGCGAUUGGAUGACUCCUGCCUUGAUGACAUGUACGAGACUACGUACAAAAAGCCCUGCAGUUCUAAGGCCAUCUCCCCAGACCUGGCUUGUGUUGUAGUUUCAUGUAACACCCUUCCAGAUGUAGCCACUGUCUCCCCUACCACUGACCUCCAAAAAGUGCCACCUAGUGUUGAAAAUACAGUCAAAGAUAAAGGUACAUCAGAAGCUGUGAUAUGUGUGCCAAACUCUGAUCAUAUCCAGUGUGGCCAAGCAGGAGAGGCUGGAAGUAGACAAGGUGGUGCUACAGCUCCAGGCGGCCCCGUAUCAAACGUGUCUGAGGCCUGGUCUGAGAUCCUGAGCCAUGAGCCUGAGAAAGUCUCGAUGGACCUUGGUCCUGUUUUUGACUUUGACGUUGACGACAUCAUGUGCCUGAGCCCCAUUGACAGCGACAGGGAGAGCGAUGAGGGCAUUGAAGCCUUUGUCGAUAGCUGUAAAAGUUUUUACGACGACCGCACCCGUAACCCCAGUGACGGCGACACCCAGCAAACUAAGCCUUUCUUCGCUCAUAGUCCAACACAGGACCAGGUUUUAAGGGAGGGAUAUGACGUAGGAGAGAGGGAGGAGGGGAAAGGAGAGAAGAUGGUGGGAGAAGGAGAAAGGGGUAAAGAGGGCAAUGAGGAGAUAAACCAUCAGGAGGAAGAGGAGGUUGGAAGCAUUGAGGGGUUUUUCUCCAGGUCCUACCUUGAGGCACUUAAAGCAGGAAAGGAUGUGUCUCAGGCUGUGCCACCCCUGCAGCCCCGCAUCUCGUCCUGCCCUUUGUUUAGGGGGAGGGAGGUGAUGCAGAGGCUGCAGGUGGCUGUGUCAGAUGAGGGGGAGCCUCCAUGUCCUCCAGGGUUCCCUGAUCCCAAUGGGGACCAGGCUAUGGUUUGCCAGCCGCACUACUCUUUCACUUCGAAGGAUGUAGCUUAUGGGUUAUAUGGGGCACCUCUGGUCCCAGUGGAGGGUGCAGAUGAGGGCUUGGCGGGCACGGCAGAGGACGAUUGGAGUAUCGGUGCCCCGAUACUGGAGUCCUCAUUGUGUCACAUUGCCCCAGUGGAGUUCAAUGCGGGUUGUGAGGGAAAUGUGGUGGAGGGGCGGGGGGGUGGGCUUGAUUCAGUUCAGGAGUGCCAGGUCACACUCCUGGCCGAAGAGGUAACCGUGGAGACCAGGUACGAGAACGCCUUUCCUCUCCAAGUCCAGGUGAGGUCAGUAUUGGUGGUUCCCAGCGUGCAGCAGAGCAGCACCAGCCAAUCCUCAACGCCGCCUGAGCAGAAAGUGUCUGAGACCAGGUCUGUGCAGAAACCUUCUCCGGAGAAGAAUGUUGUCAAGACAACAAGACCUGUCCAGAAACCUUCACCUGGACAGAACAUUAUCAAGAACACAACUGUCCAUAAACCUUCGCUUGGGCAGAAAGUGACAAAGAUAAAACCUGUCCAUGCAGCUUCAACUUCGUCUGACCAGAAAGUGGUCAAUACAAGACCUGUCCAGAAACCUUCACCUGGACAGAACAUUAUCAAGAACACAAUUGUCCAUAAACCUUCGCUUGGGCAGAAAGUGACGAAGAUAAAACCUGUCCAGGCAGCUUCAACUUCGUCUGACCAGAAAGUGGUCAAUACAAGACCUGUCCAGAAAUCUUCCCCUGGACAGAACAUUAUCAAGAACACAAUUGUCCAUAAACCUUCGCUUGGGCAGAAAGUGACGAAGAUAAAACCUGUCCAGGCAGCUUCAACUUCGUCUGACCAGAAAGUGGUCAAUACAAGACCUGUCCAGAAAUCUUCCCCUGGACAGAACAUUAUCAAGAACACAAUUGUCCAUAAACCUUCGCUUGGGCAGAAAGGGACGAAGAUAAAACCUGUCCAGGCAGCUUCAACUUCGUCUGACCAGAAAGUGGUCAAUACAAGACCUGUCCAGAAAACUGCACCAAGGCCAGUGGUCUAUGACAGGGAGGAGGACUGGCAGCGUGAGAAGUGGCUCUAUGUGGACUCAGUCACCAGACACAUAAGGGAGAACAUUGGUGCAGGAGAAGGGGUGAUGACUGAGCUGCUGAACCUGAUGAACCAUGUGGCUGAACAGGGACCAGGCACCAACGGCAGGCAGUGGCAGCACCCCUCGGAUCUCACCCGCAGAAAUUACCAAAGAAGAUUUGGAAAUGACAAAACAAAUUACACUCUGGACGAAUGGCAGAACCAGAACUACAGGAACCACCAGCGCUUUGCCAAUCUCCCACAGAUCUUUGAGAGAAGUCCGGUUCUGUAAAUCCAAGCAACAAAGCGUCUUACCAGAGGAACGUAUAGGGCAGUACAUUUUUAAAUUUGGCAAAUGACAUCACUCAGGUCAUUAGGUGUCUGUGAGAUUUGAGCUCUUAUAUUGUAAGCCUAGAACCACGGUUAAAACUUGAAUUAAUCCUCUACUUCUGCUCAUCUUUUAACAAUGUCUUUCACCUAUUGUUUUUUGUUUGUGAAAUUAAUUUAUCCUCGCUCAAGAUUGUAUGUUUAUUGUUAAAGUGUCUUGAAGCCCAGAGAUGUUUUUCUUUUCAUUGUUUUUUUAUUUGAUCGAUCUGAGACAUUGUGGAUUCUCGUGUGAUUUAUCUCUUUUUUUGUUAUACUUGAAUUUUUAAAUUAUGUUCCUUUCAGCUUACCAUCCAGUAUAAUCAUAACAUUGAUGACAGAAAAGGAACAAAAAUAACAUAACAGCCAAUCGUUUUGCCUGCCUGUCUCUUGUCUGCACUUAUUUUCUUUUUGUACUGUCACUCCUAGUUUGUGCUAGGCACCUUGUUUGCACAGGCUUCUUUUUUUAAAUGUUUUAAAGAACUCCUUUUUGAAUAUUGUGCACAUUUCCCUGCCUAAACUCUUAUUUGUGCAGUUGAAUUUCUUUCCCCAUGUUGCAUUCUUGCUGUUGAAGUAUAAACAAAUCAUCUAACACUUUGUUAGUACUUGGUUCUGAUUAGCCCCUUGGUUCAGUUGGAACACUUUGAAGGGACAAUCAAAUCAUUACUGAUCUACACCAUUUCCAAGGUGUGGUGCCAUAUGUAUUGUUCCAGAUGCUCUUCACUUACUGCCUCUAAUGGCCUGUCAUUUGUUUAUUAGCAUAUGCCUGAGUAUUUGAGGUCAUGUUAUGGUUGCUUGAAGUUUUUGUUCCAUCUUAGAUUUCUUGUCUAACAAACUUAAGGGAGUUAGUUUGUCAGAUGGAUUAGGUCAACUCUUAAAAUUCUCUACUUUAUCAUCUGUAUUCUGUGCAGCGAAGUGAUAUAGAUUGGCCUUGUAUUGAUGCUUGUUGGAGAGACAUCUGUAAACAGAAUCUAGUGUGGGAAUUUGGUGAGAAACCCGAUUUGUAGGGAUCUGUUAUGUUCUAUUUUCUUUGACAUUGUGAAUCUCGGCACAUUUCUUGCACAGGUUUCUGAUUUCACAUUAAAAGCAGUUGCCUGA